Molecule: messenger RNA, 4244 nt
Organism: Lutzomyia longipalpis
Lineage: Eukaryota; Metazoa; Arthropoda; Insecta; Diptera; Psychodidae
Gene: CenG1A
Product: centaurin-gamma-1A
Exons: 9
Coding region: 746-3556 (936 amino acids)
Cellular component (GO): nucleus
Molecular function (GO): GTP binding; GTPase activity; GTPase activator activity
Source: RefSeq, a predicted model, not a curated record
GGCAGUUGUGUUACGACAGUCAGUCAGUGAAGAACCGCUUUCGUCGAUGGCGGGAAUACACAGCGACUGAUGGACAUUUCGUGGGUGCAAUUGAUUUGGAUUGGAACUCUCCUCUCUCUGGUGGUGAAAUCAAUGCUCUGAUUUAUCCAUCGCAUCAGUCGAUGAUGGGUGAUUUGGGAAAUUCAGCGUGAAACAUCAACCCACCCACCCACACUGAAAAGACGUGGAUUUUUUUUAUGCUAAAGUGUUAAAGAGACUCUCACACGUUGUGAUUUAAUCAUCUGAUUCAGAGAAGUCUCGAUUUUUUUUUGCGGAUUUCCUCUUUCUUCGCGCCGAAAGCGAAAGUGCGGUAAAAAAAAAGAAAAUUGCUGUGAAGAAAUUCUGCGAAGUUUAGUGUGUGCAAUUAUCUAAAAAUACAUAAUAUUGUCAUCACUCUGUGAAGGAAUCAUCAACACAACAGACGACCUAAGCUUAGAACCGCUAAAUAAAAAAAAACCCCGGUCCCUGGAAAAUCGUGUGGUUGGACAAUCAACACUUUCUCGAUGACUAUCUUAUCACGAGUUUAUACACUUUAGACGAUGUUUGUGCACAACAGUGCUCAAAGGGAGAAGAAAUAACUCGAGUUUUGUAUUUAAUCUCUUUUGGGGCAUGAUAAAGUUCUUGUUGGUGUUGUGACUUGUUGAAUAAAUUUCCUCUCUUCUUGUGUGCGCGCUGUGUUCACAUAAAGCAAAAAACCACAUUUAAGAUGUUGGCUGUGAAGAACUUCUUCCUUCCCGAAAGGAAGGCCCCGGAAGCCACUCCACGCUUCUCCCGAAUGCCCGAAACUUUUCUUCGAUCAAUCCGUCGGAGGUCCCUACGUGUGAAGAGGACAAAAUCCUUGGUGGCGUCUGAACGUGAAAAGCGAAAGUCUGAUUCCUUCGUCAACAGCCAAGAAUGGACAAUUUCGAGAUCGGUGCCGGAUUUACGACUUGGUAUCGUUGGAUCACUUAGCUCCGGGAAAUCCGCCCUUGUUCAUCGCUACCUCACGGGAUCGUACAUGCAGGAAGAAUCACCGGAAGGUGGGCGCUUCAAGAAGGAAGUCUUCAUUGACAAUCAGAGCUAUUUGUUGCUCAUACGCGAUGAAGGUGGACCACCUGAAAUGCAGUUUGCAGCGUGGGUGGAUGCUGUAAUCUUUGUGUUCAGCCUGGAGAAUGAGGCAAGCUUCAAUGCAGUGUACAACUACUUCACAAAGAUGUCCCACUUCAGGAAUAGCUCAGAGAUACCCAUAAUUCUCGUUGGGACUCAAGAUGCAAUCAGUGAGAGGAAUCCCCGUGUGAUUGAUGAUGUUCGUGCCAGGAAAUUGGCGAGUGACCUAAAGUGGUGUUCCUACUAUGAAACAUGUGCAACAUAUGGUCUCAAUGUGGAGCGUGUCUUUCACGAUGCAUGCCAGAAGAUCGUACAGCAUAGAUUGGGUGGACCACAACCCCCACAUUCAAUCACACCAACCAAUUCGAGGCCAACAACCCCCCAGGGGACACGUUUGGGUGUAGCCAGCUACCAUGGGGGUGUUGGGAGCCCCACAAAUGGCUUCACCACCUCAUCCGGGAGUCCAGCUAGCAAUGCAACCCUAAGUUCGGCCUCACCAAGUCACAUUUCAGCCUCACACGGCAACCUCACCCUACCCCACCGACAUCACACCCUUUCAGCAUCAAGCCAUCACAUCCCGAUUCGCAUUAGUGCAGAUUUGGUAGCUCAUGGCGCUGUGGCGGAUCACGGGAAAUGGGGUACGAUCUCACAUGGAUCCUCACAGCAGGCUCUCGUUGCAAUUACAGCAGAAAACAACAACAUCACCAAAUUUGCACCACAAGCAAUUACGCGGGAUCUCGAUAACUUCCAUCAGGUUGGCACUGCUGUGGCUAAGGAUGCUACCCCGAAGGAACUCCCAACACCAACAUCCACACCCACAACAAGUAGGAAGAGUAGACGCCGCUCAAAUCUCUUCAUACCAUCGUCGAAGAAGAGUGAUGAAAAAUUGAAGAAUGGCGGUGAAUUGGGAAGUGGGAGGGCAAUCCCACUGAAACAAGGCUACCUCUACAAGCGUAGCAGUAAAUCCCUAAAUAAGGAGUGGAAGAAGAAGUACGUGACGCUGUGCGAUGAUGGCCGACUAACCUACCACCCAUCGCUGCAUGAUUACAUGGACGACGUUCACGGGAAAGAGAUUCAACUGCAACUGGUAACAGUUAAGGUACCCGGACAGAAACCCAGAGGCUCCAAAUCCAUCAUUACCAAUAGUGCCCUAACGGCAAUAAAGGCGCACGCAAAUGGACUCACCGAGGGCCUAGGGGGACUAUCAUUGGCCAAAGAGAAGAAGGAGAAGGUUCUUCUCACAGCAUACGACACACUUAGGGAGCCUGGGAAGAGUAAUUCUCAGACGAGCGGUGAUGAGGGCAUUGCACUGAGCAAUAGCAAUUCGCAAACCUUCAUCAACAGCGAUAGCGCCAAAGAGGCUCAAACGCCGAAUGUUAAGAAGCGACAUCGACGCAUGAAGAGUAGUGGUGUGAAGAAUAAUGAGUACGACGAUUCCGAUGGCUUUGAAUUCUACAUUGUUUCACUUGGGAAUAAGCAGUGGCAUUUUGAGGCAGCCAACUCCGAGGAGCGCGAUGAAUGGGUGACAGCCAUUGAGCAGGAAAUCUUCAAGACACUGCAGGGCAAUGAGUCAACCAAGUCAAAGCAGCAGAAUAGCAGCACGGAUAUGGCCUCAAUGCAACUUGUGCGAAAUCGGGUUCCUGGAAAUAGUCACUGCGUUGAUUGUGAUGCACCCAAUCCCGAAUGGGCGAGUCUCAACUUGGGUAUUGUGAUGUGCAUUGAAUGCUCAGGUGUUCAUCGAAAUCUUGGAUCGCAUAUCAGCAAAGUUCGUUCCCUGGGACUCGAUGAGUGGCCUCCGGGGCAUCUCAGUGUGAUGCUGGCUGUUGGCAAUUCCCUCGCUAAUUCCGUAUGGGAGGCAAAUGUACCGCGAGGCCGCGUAAAACCUACCUCGGGGUCUUCGCGUGAGGAGAAGGAAGCUUGGAUUAGGAGCAAGUAUGAGGGGAAGGAAUUCCUUCCGGCACCCCCGCAAGCUGGGCAUGUGGCGCAACAGCUCACUGAGGCUAUCUUCCGGCCAGACAUGCGGAAUAUCAUUCUUUUGCUGGCUCAUGCAACACCCGAGCAGGUGAAUGCACCAAUCAAUGCCAGAGAUCUCCGGACACCGCUCCAUGUGGCAUGUGGCGUUGGAAAUCUCGCCAUUGUGCAGCUUCUUAUUUGGUACAAUGCCAACAUAAAGCAAAUCGAUCAGGAUGGACGAUCGUGCUUAACGCAUGCCCGUGAAGCCCUGGCUGUGGCUGCAACGUCUGUUAAGGCAAACAGCAGCGGUGUGCAGCAGCAUCACCAUCAAUACUCCUUGGAGGCUACCACAGCUCUCGUGGAGCUGCUGGUGGGACUCGGAUGCCCGGACACGGUUGUACCUUCGGGAGGAACGCUCUCAAGGCGUCGGGAGACAUUUGGUCCGGCAUACGAGAAGCUCCCUUCGAGCGUUAUUUAGAGACACCACAGAGUCCUUCAAAUAUGAGGCUCUACUACCUUUGUGAUCACUCCCUUUCGCACCCGUCUGCCGAUACUUUGCAGUGGAUGCCCUUCUUGUUUCCCCGAACCCUCUAUAUUUUAUACAUAGUGACACAGGAUGCUCCUAAAGCGGUGGUGGCAGGACUACAACCAACUUCUAAUAGAGACUACUUAAAAUUCCAGUAAAUUCCUUAAAUCUUUUAGAACUCAUUCGUCCCAGUUUUAUUGCUGUAAUUCGUUAGAAGAAGAAAACUACCCCCAUCUUGACCACCGCUGGGAGCCCCUAUAUCAACCACAUAAUAAUAAAUGUUUGAAUGCAAGAUUAAAAAAAAGGAUGUAAAAUUAGCCGUUAAAUGAACGUUAGAAUUAGGAAGCAAAAGAUGUAAGAUUAAUCAUUCUUUGAGGAAAUUAGCAACAAGCAAAAGUAGCGAAACCCGACCAUUUAUGCAAAGAAAUAAACAAAAAGUAUUGCUAGAAAAUUUAGGAAAAAAGAAAACCAGAAAAUAUCCUUAAAAUGCGCUUUCCCAGAAACUUAAUUCCCUUUUUUUCUCUUAAUUCCUUAAUUUACACCCUGUGUAUAUAGAAUGUAUACUCGAUAAUUUAUUCUAAUGUGAAUGUGCUGUAGUAUUUAUAUUAUUAUAAAAUAUAUAAAAUGAGACAAAUUAAAA